Chenopodium quinoa (quinoa) is the source of this 1018-nucleotide messenger RNA. Its product is annotated as 50S ribosomal protein L5, chloroplastic-like. The coding region runs from base 61 to 837 and encodes 258 amino acids. Gene Ontology annotation, cellular component: ribosome; cytosolic large ribosomal subunit. The record is from RefSeq and is a predicted model, not a curated record. The transcript has 3 exons. Gene Ontology annotation, biological process: translation. NCBI's taxonomy places the organism in Eukaryota, Viridiplantae, Streptophyta, Magnoliopsida, Caryophyllales, Amaranthaceae. Gene Ontology annotation, molecular function: structural constituent of ribosome; RNA binding.
GCAGUGUUAUUUUAAGGAACCACCAUUUCUCUCUCCUCUAUCACACUCUCUUGCUCACUCAUGGCUUCAGCAUCGCUGCUGCAAUCAACUUCCUCUUCCUUCACCGGCGUUAGACUUCCUUUCCGGAGCUCCGUCGCUCCUCGCCUCGGAUUCUCUCCGGUAACCAUCAAAGCGGCUGCUGGUACGGCGGUUUUCGUCGACAAAUCUGAAGCGGAGACUGUUCAUCGUCUUAAGAACGUUUAUCUCGAGAAAAUCAUUCCUCUUCUUAAGGAUGAAUUCUCUUACUCCAACAUGCUUGAGGUUCCCAAGGUUGAGAAGAUAGUAGUCAACUGUGGGAUUGGGGAUGCUUCACAGAAUGCCAAGGGUUUGGAUGCUGCAAUUAGCGAGUUGGCACUUAUUACUGGGCAGAGGCCAGUAAAGACAAAGGCCAAAACAUCCAUUGCAGGGUUUAAGGUCCGAGAAGGUAUGACGCUUGGGAUAGCAGUCACGCUACGAGGAAAUCUUAUGUAUUCAUUUUUGGACCGUCUUAUCAACUUGGCUCUUCCUCGAACAAGGGAUUUCCAAGGUGUAAACCCAAAUAGCUUUGAUGGGCAUGGGAACUACAGCAUUGGGUUUCGUGAACAAAGUGUGUUUCCAGAGAUUAAACCUGAGAUUGUUGGCAAGGCUAGGGGAAUGGAUGUUUGCAUAAUAACAACAGCUAAGACGGAUAAGGAAGCCUACAAACUGCUGUCUCUUAUGGGAAUGCCGUUUAGAGAGGGUAGUGGACCGUCUACUGUUGUUCGCAAGAAGAAGUUGAAGUCUCACCACUUCGACUCAAAGUCAAGGGGUAGGAGAUAGGAAGCUAAGGGUUGUUCACGAACAUUCUUUUUAUUUUUUUUUUAUUUUUUUUUGGGCAUUUUUCAUGUGCCUACGGUUUCUGGCCUUUUGGCAUGACAUGUAACAAAAUUAUGAUGUUGUAUGAAAAUUGGAAAGUUUUUGCUAUCAAUCAAUCUUCUAUAGAGCCUGUUCACUUUUGGUA